GCGCAUGCGUUAGGAGCAAACCUGAGCGUGCCAUUAACUCUUUUGGUAACCAAACAUGACGUCCGGCUGUCCGCUCGGCGUUUGCGAAGACACAGUGGAGAAGAUUUUAAAUGGCGAAGGUCUAGAGGUGAAAGAAUUUGACUCUUCCCCUGAACAGGUUCAUGCAGUGGUCUUAAGGAAGACUGUCUGUUACAUUGUCUGCGCCGUCAUCUUCAAUGCAAAGGAUGAGGUGCUGAUGGUGCAGGAAUCCAAACCGGAGUGCUACAAACGCUGGUACUUACCAGCGGGCCGCAUGGAAAAGGCAGAGAACAUCAUAGAGGCCAUGGUCAGAGAGGUUAAGGAGGAGUCCGGCCUGGAAUGCCAGCCAAUCACCUUGCUUCUGAUUGAAGAGCAGGGCUCACAGUGGAUCAGAUUCACCUUCUUGGCAGAAGCAACAGGAGGCUCCCUGAAGACAGAAGCAGAAGCUGAUGCAGAGUCAAUCCAGGCUCAGUGGUGGGACAGGGAAACGCCCCUGCCACUCAGGACGAAUGACAUCCUGUGCCUGAUAGACGCCGGCGUGAAGUACAGGGAGAAGCCUCGGUUUACGCCAAUGCUGCCUGUCGACCUCCCCUGCCACGUCAUCUGCCAGAGACUGUUACUCGUAUUUCGUGACCCCGACGGAGAGCUCUGGAUUCUGCUGAGCCGCGAGGACGAUCCCCGCGUCCCCGUCGCCGUGUGCGGCCGGAAGUACUCGCUGACAUGGGCUGUGCGCAGGCUGGCGCGGGAGUGCAUGCCGUCCUCAGCGGGCCUCAACCUCAAACCCUGGGGCAUCCUGGGAGUGCAGCAUAACGGCAGGAUGCCCGGCACGACAGAUGGGAUCUGUUUCAACAUGCUGGCGUCGGUGGAGCAGAGUGCCGACGGUGGCGAAGCCGGCCACCCCCCAUUGCUAGAGAAUCCCAGAUUUCUGUGGCACAAGGUAGUCAGUCCUAAUAUAAAAGAGAAGAUUAGUCAGCGACUGACAUCACGGUCUGUACUUCCCAUGUACAGCCUUUAUUAACAUUGGCAUUCAUUGGCCUGAAUGCUUUCCAGUUUCCCAAAGCUAUCAUGCGGUAGUAACAAUAAGGCCAUAGGGGAGGGGUAGGAUGCUGUUUUCCUUUAGAGAUACAGGGUCUAGUUUUUUUCCUUCUACCUCACUAUUAUUAUCUGAAAUAUGUAUCAUAAAAAGAAAUCCGUUUUUAAUAUCGGGUGAUAUCUGAAAACCAGCAUACCUGGUGGAAAUCUGACUGUUACCUAACCCUGCAGGAAGAAGUGAAGACUGUAAAAGCACAGCUCCAUAUAUUUAUAAUAUAAUUAGACUUCAGAUACACAAACUGCAAUAUAACACAAAACAGAAUUAAGUCUGCAACUUGUAAGUGGACUGAUAUAUACACACACAAAUCAAAAUUUACCUUUUAUAAACUGUUACCGACAUGCAAUAGAAAAGGCACGAGUUAGUUAUGAGAUACUGUUUUUAUCACAUAUAAUUUAUAUAUCCAUCCAUCCAUUUUCCAAACCGCUUAUCCUACUGGGUCACGGGGGGUCGGGAGCCUAUCCCGGAAGCAAUGGGCACGAGGCAGGGAACAACCCAGGAUGUGGGGCCAGCCCAUUACAGGGCGCACUCACACGCCACUCCUAUGGGCAAUUCGGUAACUCCAAUUAGCCUUAGCAUGUUUUUGGACCGUGGGGGGAAACUAGAGUACCCGGAAAAAACCCCACGACAACACGGGGAGAACAUGCAAACUCCACACACGUGUGACCCAUGCGGAGACUCGAACCCGGGUCCCAGAGGUGUGAGGCAACAGUGCUAACCACUGCACCACCAUGUAAUGUGCACCACAAUGUAAUCUUCACCCUUCAGUUUAACUAUUAGUAAAGAGUAAACAAGCUGGUAUUUUAUAAUGCAACAUAAAUGCAGUAUGCGACGAAAGCAUGAAGAAUUACCUCCAGGACAUAACCAUUCACUAUUGUGGUGAAAACCUUGCUUACCUCAGCCAGGGAACUUCCCCAUAACUUCAGGUAAAAUAGCCACUUGCAUUAGGUUAGUGAAGCAAGCUUUCAUCACUAGGAGAAAAUAGAUUUAAAGCAGCAACACAAUUCAUACUAUGUAAGCCAUUACACAAUCUCAAUUUAGGUUUGCUGUAUUGCCCUUCUAACUGCAUGCUGGCUGCAGAUGAUGGGGCCCCAUCUUGGCACGCCUGCACUGACUUCAGCUCGUUAAGUAUACUUGCAUGGAUGGGUCAAUGCAAAAGAAAUGACCAAACUGUAUAAUAAAGGAUUAUAUACAACAAUUAGCCUGAAAAGCACCCUAUUUACAAGAAUAUAUUUUCAUUGUUUUGAAAGUUAAAUCAAUAAAGAUCUGGCAAAUGUCUUAUUUUAACUA
Brienomyrus brachyistius is the source of this 2398-nucleotide messenger RNA. It is a transcript of the gene nudt18, whose product is annotated as nudix (nucleoside diphosphate linked moiety X)-type motif 18. The transcript is spliced from 4 exons. NCBI's taxonomy places the organism in Eukaryota, Metazoa, Chordata, Actinopteri, Osteoglossiformes, Mormyridae. Bases 56 to 1036 code for a protein of 326 amino acids. The record is from RefSeq and is a predicted model, not a curated record. Gene Ontology annotation, molecular function: 8-oxo-dGDP phosphatase activity; 8-oxo-GDP phosphatase activity; magnesium ion binding.